AUUGUUUUGCCGCUGUUAUGAAUCGUAAUGUAAAUAUCUGUGCUUUCUGAUGGUCUUAAGCGACCCCUGUGAAAGGGUUGCUCAACUCCCAAAGGGUUCACGACCCACAGGUUGAGAACCACUGAAGGAGAGGCUGACACAAAUUAUGAGUAUCAGCACUGAAGGAGGUGGCACCGUGCAAACAGUGGAUGUGACCGUUGGUUUUAAUGAUAGUUUCAGGCUGUAGAUGUAGUUAUAUACUUUAAAUAUGUGUAGUUCAUUGGGUAUCAGCCGUUUCUUUAGAGCUGUUGAACAGGACAGCUUUGGGAUCUACUAUUUAUACAAUCUUAGUUUGAAGAUGACCAGACCAUUAUCGGGAUCAUGACACACAUAUAUUCAGGCAAAACACCCAUUCAUAUAUGUAAAAAGAAGAAAACAAAAUUUGUUUUUUGUCUUUAUCUGGGUUAUGAUAUUUGGGGCAAAAUGACUAUUUUGUUGUGCUUGCUAAAUAAAACAAACAUAAAAAAGCACCAACAGAAUAACAAUUUUGUUUGCUUGUCUCCUAGACUAUUGCUUCCGAAUCCUUUCCCUUUCCUGACUUACAGUGGAUGGAGAACUUUGAUUGCCAGUGCUCCAGGCACCCAGGAGAGAGCAGACUGGCUAGCACUGACUAGGGCUGGCCUGAGAUAACCUGGCUGUCCUGGGACCAACUGAAGCACAAAGGAAACCCAAACAGCCAAAGUACGGGGGUAUGUCCCGGCCGCAGAAAUGGGUCUUGUCUGAAGAAGCCUCGGAAUUCCGAGUCCUGUGGCCCUGAGUUCGGGACCCCAGGUUUGCUCACGCGUGGCCGGCCCGCGCCCAACGCUCAAUGCCCAGCGUCCGCCUCGGCUUCGGCCUCCUGGCGGCCCUGGCGGCGGGUGGUGCUGUCGUCCUGCUCGGCUACUGCGUCUACCUGGACCGAAGGCGGCGCAGAGACCUGGCGAUCCGGCGCUGCCUGGGGGACCAGAGAAGAGCAGAACAGUCCAAGGCCCAGGCGCAGGCCAGGCAGUUAUGGGAUCCAGCAAAGAAAGAGAAACUACAAGAAUUUUUUUUGCAAGAGGUGCAAAUGGGAAAAUUUUGUUUAGCUAGAGGAGAGCACGGAAUGGGGGUUGAACAUCUCACCAAUGCCCUUUUAGUGUGUGGGCAACCCAAGGAACUUCUGACAUUUUACAAACACACACUCCCUCCUGAGGUAUUUCAGAUGCUACUGUACAAAAUUCCCCUUAUCUGCCAGCAACUUGAGGCAGACAUGUAUGAACAGAAGUACUUGAAGGAUGAUCCUUACUGAAGCAUCUCAACGCAUCACAGCCCAGACAGAAUAGUGUGUUCUGUGCAGUAAAAACAACCGCUCAGUGAUACUUUCAUUAAUUUUACUUCUGGUAAUAAACUUUUUCUAUCUCA
Arvicola amphibius (Eurasian water vole) is the source of this 1419-nucleotide messenger RNA. RefSeq names its product translocase of outer mitochondrial membrane 20 like (gene Tomm20l). NCBI's taxonomy places the organism in Eukaryota, Metazoa, Chordata, Mammalia, Rodentia, Cricetidae. The transcript is spliced from 5 exons. Gene Ontology annotation, molecular function: transmembrane protein transporter activity. Gene Ontology annotation, biological process: protein import into mitochondrial matrix; protein targeting; tRNA import into mitochondrion. The record is from RefSeq and is a predicted model, not a curated record. The coding region runs from base 848 to 1306 and encodes 152 amino acids. Gene Ontology annotation, cellular component: mitochondrial outer membrane translocase complex; mitochondrial outer membrane.